Ailuropoda melanoleuca (giant panda) is the source of this 2162-nucleotide messenger RNA. RefSeq names its product transmembrane protein 109 (gene TMEM109). Gene Ontology annotation, biological process: intrinsic apoptotic signaling pathway in response to DNA damage by p53 class mediator; cellular response to gamma radiation. The transcript is spliced from 4 exons. NCBI's taxonomy places the organism in Eukaryota, Metazoa, Chordata, Mammalia, Carnivora, Ursidae. The coding region runs from base 166 to 897 and encodes 243 amino acids. The record is from RefSeq and is a predicted model, not a curated record.
GCACAGGGUUUGGGCUGGGAGGGGGACCGGUUGGUCCUUGGGCGCAUCCCGCCUUGCGCGUGCGCAGACGAUAAACCAACGCCCCGGAGUUGAGGCGCGGGUUUGGUGGCGCGUUUUACCGAAGUCGCACGUGAAGGGCAGUAGUGGCCGGAACCGGACCCAGCCAUGGCAGGCCCAGGCAGCAGUUCACCAUGGGGCAAGCUUGUGUUCAAAGUCAUCCUGAUGGUCCUAGUGGCCCUCGUCCUCCUCCACUCAGCAUCAUCCCAGUCCCACGCAGACUUUGUGCCACCAGGCCAGCAGAAGAAGGAGGCCCCAGUUGAUCUCUUGAGCCAGAUAGGUCGCUCUGCACGGGGAACGCUGGAUGCCUGGCUUGGGCCAGAGACCAUGCGCCUGGUUUCCGAGACCUUGUCUCAGGUGCUGUGGGCCAUCUCUUCAGCCAUCUCGGUGGCCUUCUUCACGCUGUCUGGGAUUGCCGCACAGCUGCUGAAUGCCUUGGGACUAGAUGGAGACCACCUCACCCAGGGCCUGAAGCUCAGCCCCAGCCAGGUUCAGACGUUCCUGCUGUGGGGAGCAGGGGCCCUUGUCGUCUAUUGGCUUCUGUCCCUGCUCCUUGGCUUGGUCUUGGCCUUGCUGGGGCGGAUCCUGUGGGGCCUGAAGCUUGUCCUCUUCCUGGCCGGCUUUGUAGCCCUGGUGAGGUCCGUGCCCGACCCCUCCACCCGAGCCUUGCUCCUUCUGGCCCUGCUGACCCUCUACGCCUUGCUGAGCCGGCUCACUGGCACCCGGGCCUCGGGGGCCCAACUGGAAGCCAAGGUUCGGGGGCUGGAGCGCCAGGUGGAAGAGCUGCGCUGGCGGCAGAGGCGGGCGGCCAAGGGGCCCCGGAGCGUGGAGGAGGAGUGAGAAGGCUGCCGGACAAGGCCACCUUCGUCAUACCAAAGAGCUGCACUGCUUCCGGAUCGCACAGCCCUCCUUCCAGCCCCCCGCCUCUUUCUUGCCCUGCCUCUGAACUGUCACAGCCUUUGUCCCUGCACCAGACCCCCUAGCUGAGAAAGAGGAAGACCAUGCCCCAUGCUGGUCCCCAGGGGCCCUGUCUUCGGACGUUCUCUGUCUGGGAUUGGUCGUCUUGACCCUCUCUCUGUUCCCAGCCUGCCUCCGUCAGGGCAGGCUGGAAGGGCCACCCCUGUGGCUUGUGCAUCUGCUCUCAGUGGACAUCACUGCCCUUGGUCCUGUGACUCAGCCGGCUCCCCUCUGCUGCUGCCUUGUCCUCCUCCUGAUGCUCUUGCUCUCCUGUCCUUCUGGAGUUCCUCCUCUGCCAGAUCCCCAGCUUCCUUCCUGUUUGUCUCCUUCUAGUCCUGCACUCCACCCCAGCCGCAGUCCCUCAAGGCAUGUUCCCGUCCUCCUCAUUGCCUAGCCGUGGGGAAGAGGCAGGGCAUAUAUGGGACCUGAGGGGCAGGGCUGCGGGGGAGGGGGUUCCCACAGGGCGCUGGGAAUGAGGAUGUACAUUGAGUCUGUUACAAGUGCCUUAAUCCGAGCCAGCAGGGCCCUCUGCUUGCCCACUGCUGUACUGUAUGUAGGAAAGUGCACUGUGGCUGUUUUGUGUCAAGAAGAGAGUUUUCCCUCUCGGAAUCUUGAUUCCCCUUCAGCCAAAGCAAAAGGUGCCUGCUUCGUAGGCUUGUGCCUGCAGGUAGUACGCGGCAGUGGCCAUCAGAUCCCCUGUGGGGAUUUCAGGGACACUGAAGGAGAAAGGACGACUCCUCUUGUCUGCCCCACUCCGGACGGUUCUCCAGCCCUCUCCCUCCACUCACUGCCACUAAGGACUUGCUGAUCAGGGUCCACCGCAGUGGCCCAGGGGGAGUGCAGAGCAGACAAGCGGGAGCUGCGCACCAGGGCCCCUGCCCCUCCCAAGCUCCGAGAGGGGCGGGGCGGAGUGCCUGCCACCUGAGUCCCUCUCCACCAGGGGUCUCGUUCUUCCUCUGAGGCUCUGGUGCAGGUGGGCGCCUUCUGCCAGGCCCAGCUCGCGAUGUGAAGAAUGAAUUUAAUGCCCAGUUCUUACUGUUAAGGUUUGAUGUGGAAUCACAGCUGCAGUGAUAUAUAUUUUUAUCAGCGCUUGGUUGGUUUUAAAUAAAAUGCACGCUAUUUUAUUAUCUCGUUCCAUAUAAAAUGUA